CCAACACAAAACCACAAGCUUUUCACUCCAAUUUGUGUGGGAUCUACUGUAUUUUUGGUGUGGCUACUGUGUUUUCUCUCUCAUGGCUUCAAGAAGGGGUGGAGGUAAAAGGAGACAGAUUGGUAGUUCUAGCAUCGGUGGUCAAGAUCAAGAAGAAGAUAUACCUGAAGGAGGAGAUGAUGAGUUUGAGAAUGUAAAUCAUGCAUUAGUUAGAGCCACAAUUGGCCCCAAUUGCACUAAAAAUCAAGUUAAAGUGGGGUCUCUUACACCAGAGAAUAGAGCAUUGCAGUGGAUUAUAUCUCGCAUUAUUGCUCAGAGGAAGGGUUCUAAAUCUUAUGUUCUUGUCAGUGAUCUUCCCUGGUUCGACUAUCUUCUUAACGGAAAAAGGGUAAACCUAGGAAGAUUCAUUUUCCAGAGCAUAAUCAAGCCUUACUCACCAACUACGAGACUUCCUCAUGGUGCUUUAAUUACCAGAUUGGCGAAGAGGAACAAUAUUGAUCUUACAUCCUUUAGGUUCAGAACGGUUCCCGGUGGGACUACACUUACCAAAGCUUCUUUUGAAAAAAUGGACUAUUUGUUUAGAAAUGGCAUUUGGAUAAAGAAAGGGGAACAAGAAGGGGACAAAGAAGAAGGUGAUACAGAUCAAGAAAUGGCAGAACAAGGGGCAGAAGAACAUGAAGGUGACAGCCCAAGACCAUUUCGAGUCUCCAUGCAAAGAACUAACUGUGAAACCAUGGAGUUGAUGAUAAAUGAAAUGCGGCAGCUGCACACUGACUUCUAUGAUUUCCAGACAGAAAUGAAAGGGAGAAUGGAUAUCGUGGAUGGAAAACUUGAUCAGCUUGUGAACCAUUUUUUUCCUCCACCCCCACCUAAAGCCACCUAACUUGAUAUUUCUUUAGUUUUGCUAAUCUUUAGGAUGGACAUCUUAGGGUUAUGCAUUUUAUGUUUUUAGUUGACUAUGGAUAUUUCUUGAACCUUUUUGUCUUGUUUUAUGAAUGAAAAUGGCAUCACUUG
Messenger RNA from Rubroshorea leprosula, 1014 nucleotides. Lineage: Eukaryota; Viridiplantae; Streptophyta; Magnoliopsida; Malvales; Dipterocarpaceae. The record is from the annotation of a GenBank genome assembly.